Molecule: messenger RNA, 3451 nt
Organism: Meriones unguiculatus (Mongolian gerbil)
Lineage: Eukaryota; Metazoa; Chordata; Mammalia; Rodentia; Muridae
Gene: Rara
Product: retinoic acid receptor alpha
Exons: 10
Coding region: 755-2143 (462 amino acids)
Biological process (GO): cellular response to corticotropin-releasing hormone stimulus; regulation of transcription by RNA polymerase II; retinoic acid receptor signaling pathway
Cellular component (GO): nucleus; transcription regulator complex
Molecular function (GO): zinc ion binding; RNA polymerase II cis-regulatory region sequence-specific DNA binding; nuclear glucocorticoid receptor binding
Source: RefSeq, a predicted model, not a curated record
CUCCGGGUAAAGUUUCAGCCUCCGCACGUGACUCGCCAUGGCCGCUGCCGUCGCCCCGCGCCCCUGAGCCGCGGCCCCCCGGACGGCUCCUCUCCGAGGACCUCACACCCCCGACGCCGGGCAGCGCCGAGGCGCCUGCCCGGGGGCAGAGCCGGCAGCCCGUGGACACCCAGGCGGGUUGCAUCCCCUCGCUCGGAGUUGACAGAAGACACAGGCUGGGACAGUCGGCAGAGGACACAGUGCUCUUCCACAGUGGCUUUGGCAAGAAGUCCCCCAUCCUCAUCCUGGUCCCCCGCCAAAUGCUGCUUUUAUAUGCGCUCCCUCAGUCUCCAGGUUUAAGCCUGGAGCUCGGAGCUCGGAACCUGCACCACAGGACAUGGCGCCCCCCGGCCGCCUGGCGGGCCCCCUUCUGGGAGUGGCAACCUUUUUGAUACCCUGAAGACCAGCUCCAGACCUUCCUACAAAAGUGUCAGCAUAUAGAACUGCUUAGCCAAAGGACGGACACUUGGGACAACACCCCUCCCCCCAAUCUACCUGGCCCCUGGCUGGGAAAGGGGCUCCAGAAGGCUGAGAUUGGCUCACUAACUUUGGACCGAAGCUCCAGGGACAGAAGGGGGUAGGGGUGGGUUGACCACCCAAACCCCCUCUGGGCUCAGGCCCCAUGCCCGGAGGAGGAGGAGGAGAGACUGUGUGAAAAGCCCGUCACAGCUGCCUGCCAGACUGUUUGCUGCCCUUCUGACUGUGGCCGCUUGGCAUGGCCAGCAAUAGCAGUUCCUGCCCAACACCUGGGGGCGGGCACCUCAAUGGGUACCCGGUGCCCCCCUACGCCUUCUUCUUCCCCCCUAUGCUGGGUGGACUCUCCCCACCGGGCGCUCUCACCAGCCUCCAGCACCAGCUUCCGGUUAGUGGAUACAGCACACCGUCCCCAGCCACCAUCGAGACCCAGAGCAGCAGUUCGGAAGAGAUAGUGCCCAGCCCUCCCUCGCCACCCCCCCUGCCCCGCAUCUACAAGCCCUGCUUUGUCUGUCAAGACAAGUCCUCUGGCUACCACUAUGGGGUCAGCGCCUGUGAAGGCUGCAAGGGCUUCUUCCGGCGCAGCAUCCAGAAGAACAUGGUGUAUACGUGUCACCGGGACAAGAACUGCAUCAUCAACAAGGUGACCCGGAACCGCUGCCAGUACUGCCGGCUUCAGAAAUGCUUCGAAGUGGGCAUGUCCAAAGAGUCGGUGCGAAACGAUAGAAACAAAAAGAAGAAAGAGGCACCCAAGCCCGAGUGCUCGGACAGCUACACGCUGACUCCGGAGGUGGGGGAGCUCAUCGAGAAGGUGCGCAAGGCGCAUCAGGAAACCUUCCCGGCCCUCUGCCAGCUGGGCAAGUACACUACGAACAACAGCUCGGAACAACGCGUCUCCCUGGACAUCGACCUCUGGGACAAGUUCAGCGAACUCUCCACCAAGUGCAUCAUCAAGACCGUGGAGUUCGCCAAGCAGCUGCCCGGCUUCACCACCCUCACCAUUGCCGACCAGAUCACCCUCCUCAAGGCUGCCUGCCUAGAUAUCCUGAUUCUGCGGAUCUGCACGCGGUACACGCCUGAGCAAGACACAAUGACCUUCUCAGAUGGACUGACCCUGAACCGGACGCAGAUGCACAACGCUGGCUUUGGCCCCCUCACCGACCUGGUCUUUGCCUUCGCCAACCAGCUGCUGCCCCUGGAGAUGGACGAUGCCGAGACUGGGCUACUCAGUGCCAUCUGCCUCAUCUGUGGAGACCGACAGGACCUGGAGCAGCCGGACAAGGUGGACAUGCUGCAGGAGCCGCUGCUGGAGGCCCUGAAAGUCUACGUCCGGAAACGAAGGCCCAGCCGCCCGCACAUGUUCCCCAAGAUGCUGAUGAAGAUCACGGACCUCCGGAGCAUCAGCGCCAAGGGAGCUGAGCGAGUGAUCACACUGAAGAUGGAGAUCCCCGGCUCCAUGCCACCACUUAUCCAGGAAAUGCUGGAGAACUCUGAGGGCUUGGACACUCUGAGCGGACAGUCGGGGGGUGGAACACGAGACGGGGGUGGCCUGGCCCCCCCGCCGGGUAGCUGUAGCCCCAGCCUCAGCCCCAGCUCCCACAGAAGCAGCCCAGCCACCCAGUCCCCAUGACCGCCUCGCCAUAAGGACGGCCCUCACCCCUGCCCUGGCUUUCUCUGCCUUCCUGACUGGCCAUGCGACCCAUCAGCCCAGCCCCCGCCUCGUCCUCCCAGAUAGAACUGGGGACCUUCUGGGGGGAGGGGCGGAAGGGAGGAGGCAGUGACUCUGUGGACAGAGGCCUGGACCCGAGACGGACUGCCCUCUUCCAGCAGCCUCGGCUGGCAUCAGGGGCCAGGUGCUGAGCCAUGUGAGGACCUGGGCCUGAGCCCCACCUUGCCACGUCUUCAUCACCAGCAAAUGCCGGGGACCUGGCUCCCUUGUCCUCCGAACUCAAGCCAUCGCUCCCCAGUUGGGGAACCUCCCCCCUGCUUCGGAUGGUGACAGAGGGGUGUCCAGGGUGGGGGAGACCCCUGUACAUAUCCCGCGUACCAACCCCCCCAACCCCAUAUUAAUUCCCGCUGGUUUUGUUUUUAUUUUAAUUUUUUUUGUUUUGAUUUUUUUUUAAUAAGAAUUUUCAUUUUAAGCACAUUUAUACUGAAGGAAUUUGUGCUGUGUAUUGGGGGAGCUGGAUCUAGAGCUGAAGGGGGUGGAGCCCUAGGGUUGGGCAGGGCUCAGAAGGGCUCCCCUCUCCCUUGAUGACCCAGUGGAUGCCCCUAAGCCCCCACCCCCACCCCCGUCUCUCCUCCUCAGUUUUCUCUAAUACUGUGAAAUGCUAACUUUCCACCACCUUUCCCCAUCCUGUGCAAGAAGCAGCUUCCCCGUCUCCCCGUCUGCCCACAAUGGGUGUGGGUAUCUUGGGCAGCUACCCCUGGGAGGGAGGGGGUCCUGGCUUUUGGCUUGUCCCUCUGCCCACCAAGAAGCAGGGAAGGGUGAAGCUAGGGCCCCUGGGACAGGUAGGUAGGGUGUUACUCCUCACUGCCCACCAGAGCUCACUUAUCCGAGGCCCAGCCCCAAUGUGAAGGGGCCGGCUAAGGGGUCCAAGCUACCCCCACCCCCAGCACCAGCCACCAGCACCCCAUGGGGCCCUCCAACACACACACAUACACAGGAACACACACACACACUUGGCCCAAGUUCCUCCAAUUCCCUGGCCUACCCACAACCCCUCUCUGCCACCCUCACGUGUGACCCCCUUCCUUGCCCCGCAGGACGGGACUCCAGGGGGUCUCCUCCCUCCCCCUACACCCCUGGGCUUGGGGGAGCAGGUACUACCCUGCCCUUCUGCCUGGGGGGUCUCACCCCGGAGCCCACUGGUGCACCUGUUACUGCUGGGUUUCCACUGAGAUCUACUGGAGAAAGAAUAAAGUUCUAUUUAUUCUA